AUGGAAAGACUCACAGUCAUUGGUACUUCUUCAUUUCAUGUUGGAAAGCAUUCAUGGAAAGCUAAAAUGUCUGGUGAAGUUUCUGAUGGAUUUUCUUUUGGUGUUGUUGUUCGCACUAAUGCGUUUCCACUCAAGUGGAUGUGGGAGGCAGGAAACAAGUACCAAGGCUCAUCAUGUCAGAAAAGUACUUUAACAAACUGUAUAAAUGAUGACAUUAUUGAAUUUUACUGGGACUGUAAUAACAGAACACUAACAAUGUACAACCAGCGCACCAAAGAGAGUGACACAUGGGAAAAUGUCAAAGGUAAAGUAUGCCCUAUGUUUGAGAUGUCUAAAGAUGAACAAGAAGUUUCUUUAAUUUUAUGUCAUGUUGAACAAAGCNAGGAGACGAAAAGGAAAAAUUCGGAUGCAGCUGAGUCCUGCACAUCUAAGCCUUGUAAAUGGAAUGUGCCAGGGAAACGCAAGGGUCCAGUGACACCUAUCUCUGAGAUGAGCUUUGUCAAACAUGAUUAUGCUAAAGAAAAGAAAGCAAAAAGGCCAAAGCUAGCCUCAUGUCCAGCACAGAAUGGUACCUGUGUAUCAGAAAAAAAAGUCUGGCCAAGUGAAAGAUUACAAAACUUCCAUAAAUCUUUAAAAGAAUAUCAAAUGAAAUCUGGGAGAGCUGUUGGAUGGACACAUAUUCUUCCUCAAAAGGUAAAUAAUCUGGAAGAGCCACUCAUCUCACCCAUCAAAUGUCAUCCAAUAUCAGCUGAUGAACUAAGAGUGAGAUUUGAGAAAGUGAAGAGGAACAUUAAUUUUGAUGAAGAAAAAAUAAAGAAAGUAGAAGAGCAAACACGAGGGCAGUCAAACUCAAAUUUGUGGCAUCAUCACAGGCAGCCCAGGAUUACUGCUACAAAUUGUUACAGAAUAGCUGUGCAAAGGGAAACAACAUCACCAACAAAAAUCAUCCAAGAUGUCCUUGGUUACAAAAAACCAUUUCAGAGUAAAUACAUGCAAGAAGGACUUGAAAUGGAGGACAGGAUCAUAGCUGCUUACAAAUUAUUAAAGCAGGGGGAAGGGGUUACUGAUAUAUCCGUAGAAAAAUGUGGCUUUUUCAUUUCCAAGCAUCAUGGGUUACUCGGAGCAAGUCCAGACGGAUUAGUGUGUGACCCUUCUGCAGAAGACAGUAAGGGUCUUCUUGAAGUGAAAUAUAUUCAGAUGGAAAAGCAAGAAAGUCUGGAGGAGGCUCUGCUCCGAAAAGGAAUUUGCAAGAAGUUUGAGGAAUCUGUGAUUUUGAACUCAAGACACAAAUAUUAUUUUCAAGUACAACAGGCAAUGUUUGUGGCAGAGCAAAAAUGGACUGACUUUGUGGUUAUGGGAACAGCCUCUUCCACACCUUUUUGUGAGAGAGUUUAUUUCUCACAAGAACACUGGGAUAGAAUAUUCCCAAAACUUGAAUCAUUUUUUAACUGCUGGAUUGUACCAGAACUUUCAUAUCCUUGUGUGAAAUAUGGGCUCCCCAAAAUUGAUGCGCGCAUGUUUUGAGAGCUUUUUGUUUUAAGAGUUUUAUUCUUUUUCAUCUACUAGAAAACUUAUAACUGAAGUUGUAUUUCUUAACAUGUCCAAUGUUGAAUAAUAUCAUUAUACUAUACGCUGCAUGUUUUGGCAAACCUAGAUUUAAAUGUGUAGUCAAAGCAUUUGCAAUGCUAAACCUAAAAUGCAAAUGACCCAACCUACUAUCAUUGUGUGAUGUAGCUGCUCCCCAAAGUAAGCUGAAUUUGAAUCACUCAUUUGACUCCAAUUUCAAUACCAAUAUUAUUGUUUGGUCCAAACAAAAUUUAUUUCAUUACACCAUUUAAUGAAAGUUAUUGCAAUAUGAAUGUUUUCGUGUUUCAUCAUCAACAUGUGUCAUGACAGUUAACAAUAUUACAUGAUAAUUUUUAAUUUAUAAGAGGGGGUUGAAAAUUUGACAAAGCACAGACCACUACAAGCAUGUCUGAUGCAAUAGGUGCAAUAGUAAUUGGUAUCUUAUGGUCGAAGAUGUGCCAGUUCUUUAUACGUUCCAUGAGCCGCUCCACAUGAACUCUUAGGCUAGCAACCACCUUGUUGUGAUUUGUUUCAUUUGUGGAAAACUGUAUCUUCUGUUCUAAAAAUUUUGGUAUAACAAGGCUUGCACCAACAGAAGCUAAUUCAUCCUGACAAUUGAACCCUUUGUCAGCCAGUACCUGGUCACCAGGAUUUAGUCUGUCUAGAAAACCACUAAGAACAGUUAUUUCCUUAUCUGAGGUUGAACCAGGAAAUAAGUCACUCACAAAACAUAAAACACCGCUUGGCGUUAUGCCCAACAGUGAUUUCAUGGUGGUUCUUGACUUGUAUGAUGAAAAACAGGUAGACUGUGAAUCAAGAGCAGAUGGCCUCUCCAUUUCAAAUUCCGUGCAAUCGACAAUGACUGUUACGUUAGGCAACAGUUUCUUAAAACUGUCAGGCCUAUAACAUUGAAGUACUUCUCUUGGGGGGAUGAUGAUAAGAGGUUCAAAUUCCCUCCUCAAAAAUGGAAUCCAGGCAUUUACAAUCUUAGAGACAGUUGAUCUUGAAACCAAAAAUCGAUGAGCAAGAUCAUUCUCAAACAAACCCAGCCUCAAGCGCAGCAUAACAAGGGUAAACUCCUGGAAUUUAGUAAGUACUCUGGGUCUCCCAACAUUACCGUUCGUGGUGGUCCUUUUGUGCCCAUAAUUAAUAUUGCUAGAGGCUUGUUCUACAGUUUUGUAACAAAGAAUAAAAGCAUUGUAAUCGGGAAA
This is a messenger RNA of Stylophora pistillata, 2777 nucleotides long. RefSeq lists its product as uncharacterized. Gene Ontology annotation, molecular function: DNA binding; exonuclease activity. The record is from RefSeq and is a predicted model, not a curated record. NCBI's taxonomy places the organism in Eukaryota, Metazoa, Cnidaria, Anthozoa, Scleractinia, Pocilloporidae.